Messenger RNA from Myxocyprinus asiaticus (Chinese sucker), 3929 nucleotides. RefSeq names its product MINDY lysine 48 deubiquitinase 2 (gene mindy2). Gene Ontology annotation, biological process: protein K48-linked deubiquitination. Gene Ontology annotation, molecular function: K48-linked deubiquitinase activity; cysteine-type carboxypeptidase activity; cysteine-type deubiquitinase activity. Bases 103 to 2016 code for a protein of 637 amino acids. The transcript is spliced from 9 exons. NCBI's taxonomy places the organism in Eukaryota, Metazoa, Chordata, Actinopteri, Cypriniformes, Catostomidae. The record is from RefSeq and is a predicted model, not a curated record. Gene Ontology annotation, cellular component: cytosol; cell periphery.
CUAUGAAGGGGUGACGUCAGAGAUGGAGAUGUCAUGGCGUCGUCGGAGCUGAGACUGGAGCCUGCCAUUUAGUUAAAGGUUGUCGUCGAUGUGUUCAGCGAAAUGGAGAGGAAUGCAAACCCUCAUCUAGACGCAGGAGGAAGUGUUUUGUGCACAACUAUUCCCACAGAAACCGGAGAUAUCAAAACAGUCGGCGGAGUGAAAGAUGUCUGCGAGAAGAGAGACACUUUGAGUACUUGUGCAAGUGCUAGCGGUGCUAAUGCUACUACACCCUGCACACAAACAUUCGAUGCUGCUGAGACUGUUGACUCUCACACGUCUCAAAGCAAAAGCAUACAACCGAGCGUUUUAACAGAGACACAGUCCGCUGAUGCAGCAGAUCAGCUGAGCAACGGGACGGGAUAUGAAUCGUUGACGGCGGCGGCGGCUACUGUUUCUUCUGGGAAUAAGGAGGGUGGCACCUCAAACUUAGCAAACAACCAGGUCUCCACUGUCUCCAGCAUCACUAACGUGCAAACGGACGGUUUGGAUGGAGAGAUGACCAGCGAACCAACGAAACUGUCCAAGCCAGUCCAUUUGUGCCCGGACAGAGCGAAAUCUGGGAGCUCUAACUCAAACGAUCACACUGUUUCCGACGGUCUUCCGAGUGGCAGCGAGCCGAGCAUCGCAGGCGAGUCCCGCAGCUUUGAUUCACUCGAGUCCUUCUCCAAUCUGAACUCCUGCCCGAGUUCAGACCUGAACAGUGAAGGACUGGAGGAGAAGGGGCUGGUGCUGGCUGUACCGACCGAAUACGGGGCCGAUGGCACGAAAAUCCCCUGGCCUAAAGACCGAGGGACCGGUCAGUCGCUAUACCACAUCAAGUGGAUCAAGUGGAAGGAGGAGAACACGCCUAUCAUCACACAGAAUGAGAACGGGCCGUGCCCGCUGCUGGCCAUCAUGAAUGUUCUGCUAUUGUCAUGGAAGGUCAAGCUGCCACCAAUGAUGGAGAUCAUAACAGCAGAACAGCUGAUGGAAUAUCUGGGAGACUAUAUCCUGGAGGCCAAGCCAAAAGAGAUCUCCGAGGCUCAACGGUUGAACUACGAACAGAACAUGAGUGAUGCCAUGGCAGUGCUGCAUAAACUGCAGACAGGUCUGGAUGUGAACGUUAAGUUCACAGGUGUGCGGGUGUUCGAAUACACACCUGAGUGCAUCGUCUUCGAUCUGCUGGAUAUCCCGCUGUACCACGGAUGGCUGGUUGACCCACAGAUGGCAGAUAUUGUAAAGGCAGUGGGGAACUGCAGUUAUAAUCAGUUGGUGGAGAAGAUAAUCAGCUGUAAGCAGUCAGACAGCAGCGAGCUGGCCGGGGAAGGUUUUGUGGCAGAGCAGUUCCUGAACAGCACAGCGACUCAGCUGACGUACCACGGCCUGUGUGAGCUCACCUCUACCGUACAGGAGGGAGAACUGUGUGUCUUCUUCAGGAACAAUCAUUUCAGCACCAUGACCAAAUUUAAGGCCCAGCUGUAUCUGCUGGUGACGGAUCAGGGUUUUCUUACUGAAGAGAAGGUGGUUUGGGAAAGUCUGCAUAAUGUUGAUGGAGACGGGAACUUCUGCGACUCAGAGUUCCAUCUGAGGCCACCUUCUGACCCAGAAACGGUGUACCGUGGUCAGCAAGACCAGAUCGAUCAGGACUACCUGAUGGCGCUGUCUCUGCAGCAGGAGCAGCAGGGCUCAGAGCUGGGCUGGGAACAGAUCCCAGAAGGCAUCAGUGAUCUGGAGCUUGCCAAGAAGCUGCAAGAGGAGGAGGACCGCAGAGCAUCACAGUACUAUCAGGAGCAGGAGCAGGUGGCAGCAGAAGCAGCUGCACAAGCACAGGGACAACAGCCAGCAGUUGGUGAUGAUCAGGUGGAUAGAGCUACAGCAGCUGGAGCCCCAGCAGGGGGGGCGACAGCUUCUCCAAGCCCAGGAAAACAGCCCUCUACGGCGGAACGCAAACCCAAAAAGGAGGCCAAGGACAAAGACAAAUGCAUCUUGUUGUAACAACAGUGGACUAUGUGGAGUGCGAAACAGGCAGCAGAUUAAUUACAGUGGCUCUGCAAAACAUCUCCCAGUGUGAGGUGGAGAGACCAAGACAAGGAGAGAAAGCAGUGACCGACGGUGAGGACUUGCCAUUCUCAAGCCACUUGUGCCUGUCUCGAACCCUCAGAGUUCUGAAGACCCAGAAAGCAGAGAGGGGUGUCACUACAAAGACUAUCACAACAUAUUUCGUAGAGCUGGCAAAUGUUCUCAGCAGGAAAACCACUGCAGUGCACUAUAUUUGUGGGGGUUCACAAGGGAGUAUUUGUAGUAAAACAAAGGUAAUGUAUACAUAGCACCAGGCAAAGCUUUCAUAAUACGAAGCAUUUUUUUUUUUUUUUUGUGGAUUUCUGUUAUUGCUGAUGUUUAUAAGCUAUUUUAUACCGAUUUACCUGAACAUAUGCAUAUGUAGAAUAGUUGUAUUGGUCAAUUUAUGUUAUUUGACUGAAAGAUAUCAGAGAAAUUUUUAUGAAAGGCCACUCAAAUGAGCAGGUAGCAAGCCAACAGGUUGCUCGGCAAAGUGAUGUCUCUGGACAUGAUGUAGGCUCUUGUACUUUGCCUGGCAGUGUGAUGUCAAAUCACUGAAAUUGUGCAAACUAGGAGUGACCUCUAAAAGAUCCUGAUAAAAAUGAUUUAUCGAGUUCAAAAUUGUUUGCAUCAGUACAGUAUGGUUAUGUAAAGUCAUCUGUAACAGGAAAAUUAUUUCUGUCAGUAGGACACUGCUGUUAAUGAGCUAACAACUGACACUAAAGUCCAUAGCUUUAAAUGUCAUAAUUAGUAGGCAUUAUAAAUAUAUAUAUAUAUAUAAGUUUCCUCACCCUUAGAAUUUCAAUUUCCAGCCAAAAGUCCAGUUCAUAUUUGCCUCAUUAAAUUAUACAGAGUGCUAUAUUUCAUGUACCAUUUUUGCAUAUGUAUUCGUAAGUUAGUUUUGAGCAGCUAGAAGUCUGUCCAUUUCAAACCUUGCUCCAGUGCUAGAGUAGAUAAAACAUUUUCCCAAUAUGUUGGUAGUCUUGGUAUUUAGAGUCAAACUGCCCUAUAUAUACAGUGUAUAUAAGUAGAAUCCUAUAAAAAAAAAGAAUCACUUCACUGGAAAACCUGGCAUUGCCCAAUGAACUAGAAAUGCUCUGGACCUAAAACUUAAGAUAUUUACAUUUUUAUCUUAAUUGUUUGUCAUUGAACUCCAGCUAUUUAAUUUUCACACUAAUUCAUGUACAUUGUACAUAUUCAUAUAUAUAUAUAUGAAUAUGUAUACACAUGGAUGUAAGGUAGAGCAAGGAAAUGAUAACUCGAGCCCAUCCCUUUAUAGUACUGCCACCUGACAGACAUGGUCUUUUUCUAUACAAAACAUUCCAGCUAUAGGCCUUGAACUGAGCAGUGCGAGUCUCGGACUCAGAGAAACACUAAUCUUUCUGUGAGCAAACCAUUUAUCUGCUCUCAAUGCAAAAAUGAACAAGUUCGAAUCUAGAGAUGCUCAUGGAAAUGACAGUUGUUGGACAGAGCUGGAACAUUUGGUCCUUCAGUGGCUAAUCCUUUCUGUAUAUAAGCCUUACAAUAUUUACAGUAUCUUUUAUACCGACAAAAAAUGGGUGCAAGACAAGACUGAGACAAUCUGUAGACCUUACCGUAGACAGAAAACCGCACAGGCCUUCACAGAAGGAACAUAUCCAUGAGUGUCUUGCAAACAGUUUGAUGUGUAUUAGCUGCCUUGGUAAAGGAUAUAGAUUAAAAUCAAUAUAAAAUACAGGGUUAAAUUUGAAAAGGUCCUUUUUCUCAUGUGUUAUAGUACUAUAUUGCCGUAACAGCACCAUUUCAACCCCAGGAAAUAGGCUUUUAAAAUAAAACAUGGCUGCAUUGAAGUCAUUUUUAUUUUAUUUUUU